Molecule: messenger RNA, 4131 nt
Organism: Castor canadensis (American beaver)
Lineage: Eukaryota; Metazoa; Chordata; Mammalia; Rodentia; Castoridae
Gene: Tdrd9
Product: tudor domain containing 9
Cellular component (GO): intracellular anatomical structure
Molecular function (GO): RNA binding; helicase activity
Source: RefSeq, a predicted model, not a curated record
AUGCUGCGCAAGCUCACCGUAGACCAGAUAAACGACUGGUUCACUAUCGGCAAGACUGUGACCAAUGUGGAGCUGCUGGGCUCGCCACCGGCCUUCCCGGCCGAGGCUCCCAGGGACAAGGCCUCCAGCGUCGGCCCAGUGGCCCACAUCCCGGCUCCUGCCCCAGCUCCCACCCGCCCGGCCGCCGCCUUGAGGAGGUCACUCAGCCAGAGGAGCUCAGAAAUGGAGUAUAUUAACAAAUACAGGCAACUUGAAGCACAAGAGUUUGAUAUGUAUGGCAGUGAUCAAACAACCAAUGGGCCAGGUCCAAGGCCACCUUUGGCUAAGUUAAGCAAUGUGACAUGCAUUCCAGAGACAACUUAUAAAUAUCCUGAUUUGCCAAUAAAUCGAUGUAAGGAAGAGGUUAUUUCUUUGAUAGAAAGCAAUUCUGUAGUAAUUAUACAUGGCGCCACAGGAAGUGGUAAGAGUACUCAACUUCCACAGUAUAUCUUGGACCAUUAUGCUCAGCGCUGUACCUACUGCAACAUUGUGGUUACCCAGCCACGGAAAAUAGGGGCCAGCAGCAUUGCUAGGUGGAUCAGUAAAGAGCGCUCUUGGACUCUGGGUGGCUUGGUGGGCUAUCAGGUAGGGCUAGAGAAAAUAGCAACAGAAGACACCAAGCUAAUUUAUAUGACCACUGGAGUCCUGCUUCAGAAAAUUGUAAGUGCCAAGAGUUUGAUGGAAUUCACACAUGUCUUCAUCGACGAAGUACAUGAACGAACUGAAGAAAUGGAUUUUCUGCUGUUAGUAGUCCGAAAACUUUUAAGAACAAAUUCACGUUUUGUGAAGGUAGUCCUCAUGUCUGCUACCAUCAAUUGCAAGGAGUUUGCAGACUACUUUGCCGUUCCUGUUCAGAACAAGAUGAAUCCUGCAUAUAUUUUUGAAGUGGAAGGCAAGCCUCAUGCGAUUGAAGAAUAUUAUCUUAAUGAUUUGGGGCAUGUUUAUCAUAGUGGGCUCUCUCCCCACCGCCUGGAGGAACCAAUAAUAACGAAAGAUAUCUAUGAGGUUGCUAUCUCACUAAUUCAGAUGUUUGAUGACUUGGACAUGAAGGAGAGUGGGAACAAGACCUGGUCGGGGGCCCACUUUGUGUCGGAGCGGAGCAGCGUAUUGGUGUUUUUGCCAGGUCUGGGUGAAAUAAACUAUAUGCAUGAACUUCUCACAAACAUGAUUCACAAAAGGUUACAAGUCUAUCCGCUCCAUUCCAGUGUGACUUUAGAAGAACAGAACAAUAUAUUUUUAAGUCCAGUCCCUGGGUACCGAAAGAUUAUUCUGUCUACCAACAUUGCAGAGAGUUCUGUCACAGUUCCAGAUGUCAAGUAUGUUAUAGAUUUUUGUCUAACUAGAACUCUAGUUUGUGAUGAAGAUACGAAUUACCAGAGUCUGCGGCUGAGCUGGGCUUCUAAGACCAGUUGUGACCAGAGAAAAGGCCGUGCUGGGCGAGUGUCUAAAGGGUAUUGUUACAGGCUGGUACACAAGGAUUUCUGGGACAACUCCAUCCCUGACCAUGUUGUUCCUGAGAUGUUGCGUUGUCCGUUAGGAAGCACAAUAUUAAAAGUGAAGCUGCUUGACAUGGGUGAACCAAGAGCUCUUCUGGCAACUGCCCUUUCUCCACCUAGUCUGAGUGACAUAGAGCGUACCAUCCUUUUGCUGAAGGAGGUUGGAGCCCUGGCAGUUAGCGGGCAGAGAGAAGAUGAAAACCCCCAUGAUGGUGAACUGACCUUCUUAGGGAGAGUGCUAGCUCAGCUCCCUGUCAAUCAGCAGCUGGGUAAACUCAUCGUGCUGGGACACGUGUUUGGGUGCCUGGAUGAGUGUCUUAUCAUAGCGGCAGCUCUCUCUUUGAAGAAUUUUUUUGUGAUGCCCUUUCGGCAGCAUCUUGAUGGAUAUAGGAACAAAAUGAACUUCUCUGGCAGCAGUAAGAGCGACUGCCUUGCGCUUGUGGAGGCAUUUAGAGCAUGGCAGGCUUGCAGACAACGAGGAGAGCUGCGGCAUCCCAAGGACGAACUUGACUGGGGACGGUUAAAUUACAUUCAAAUCAAGAGAAUUAGAGAGGUAGCUGAGUUGUAUGAAGAACUGAAGAACAGAAUCGCACAGUUCAACAUGUAUGUGGAUUCUCGGCGGCCCGUCUUGGACCAAGAGUAUCGGUAUAAGCAGCGCUUCAUCCUGCAGGUUGUAUUGGCAGGUGCUUUUUAUCCAAAUUACUUUACUUUUGGACAGCCAGAUGAGGAGAUGGCGGUGAGAGAGCUGGCUGGCAAAGACCCAAAGACAACGGUUGUGUUGAAGCACAUUCCUCCCUAUGGAUUUCUUUACUAUAAACAACUGCAAUCUCUCUUUAGACAGUGUGGUCAAGUCAAAUCCAUUGUAUUUGAUGGUGCAAAAGCCUUUGUGGAGUUUUCCCGGAAUCCAACAGAGAGAUUUAAAACCCUUCCUUCAGUGUAUAUGGCAGUGAAGAUGUCCCAGCUGAAAGUGUCACUGGAGCUCAGUGUUCAUGCUGCAGAUGAGAUUGAAGGGAAAGUGCAAGGAGGGUCGGUGUCCAAGCUCAGGAACACAAGGGUGAAUGUGGACUUCCAGAAGCAGACAGUAGAUCCCAUGCAAGUCUCAUUCAACACAUUAGAUCGGUCCCGGACAGUCGCAGAUCUCCUCUUGACUAUUGAUGUCACAGAGGUGGUAGAAGUAGGCCACUUCUGGGGAUACAGGAUUGAUGAAAGGAAUGCAGAGCUUCUGAAGAAGCUGACUGCUGAGAUAAAUCAGUUGGAGCUGGUGCCCCUGCCUGUUCACCCUCAUCCUGACUUGGUCUGUCUAGCACCUUUUAUUGACUGUGACAAGGAACGCUAUUUUAGAGCUCAAAUCCUUUAUGUUUCUGGAAAUUCUGCUGAGGUGUUCUUUGUAGACUAUGGUAAUAGGUCUCAUGUCGACCUAGGCCUUUUAAUGGAGAUUCCCUGUCAGUUUCUUGAGCUUCCAUUUCAGGCUUUGGAAUUUAAGAUUUGCAAAAUGCAGCCCUCGGCAAAGUCUCUUGUUUGUGGUGAGCAUUGGAGCGGCAGAGCCAGUGGACGGUUUGCCUCCCUGGUGAGCGGCUGUGCUCUGCUAGUGAAGGUCUUCUCAGUGGUACAUAGUGUGCUGCAUGUGGACGUGUACCACUAUUCCGGGACCCAGGACAUGGUCAACAUCAGAGACGUCCUCAUCAGCGAGGGCCAUGCUGAGCUCGCGGAGGAGUGUUACGAGUCAAAACAAAGCCAUGAAGUCCUCAAGGAUCUCUUUUCCAAAUCAAUGGAAAACUUGGUGGAUAGGUCCGUGUCCUCCCCCAUGAAGGAUGAGGAGAAAUACCUGAUCCGAGUGUUGUUGGAGAGCUUUUCUUCCAAUAGGCUGGGUGCCCCAAACUGCAAGGCCAUACUCCAUGGACCGUUUAACCCUUACGAGCUGAAGUGUCAUAGUUUGACCAGAAUAUCCAAGUUCAGGUGUGUCUGGAUCGAGAAGGAGAGCAUCAACUCUGUUGUCAUCAGUGAUGCUCCUGCAGACUUGCACCAGAGGAUGCUAGUUGCAGCCUCACUCUCAGUCAAUGCAACUGGAUCUACCAUGAUUCUGAGAGAAACCUCUCUGAUGCCUCACAUCCCUGGCCUCCCGGCACUGCUCAGCAUGUUGUUCGCACCGGUGAUGGAGUUAAGGGUUGAUCGGGAUGGAAAAUGCUAUACUGGUGUUCUUUGUGGUUUGGGAUGGAGUUCAACUACAGAGGCUCCUAUACUGCCGGAGCAUGACAUUGAGCUAGCAUUUGAUGUGCAGUUCAAUGUAGAAGAUAUUGUCGAGAUUAAUAUUCUCAGGGCUGCUAUCAACAAGCUAGUGUGUGAUGGGCCAAAUGGAUUGAAGUAUCUUGGGCCAGAAAGAAUUGUGCAGUUACAGGAUAAUGCUCGUCAGAAACUUCUAGGCUUGUUCUGUCAGUUGAGACCUAGAGAGAAGAUUGUUCCUAAGUGGCAUGAAAAGCCCUACGAGUGGAAUCAGGUUGAUCCAAAGCUGGUCAUGGAACAGGCUGACCGAGAAGGCAGCCGGGGGAAGAAUACUUUUCUCUACCAGCUUCACAAGCUUGUUGUGCUCAGUCCCUAA